UUCUAAUUGUCGUCAAAGAAACCGAGCAACAAUUUCACCAUGGCGAUUGUGACCGUCUCCAUUUCUCUGGCCGUCGCGGUCCUUGCGGGCUUGGUCUACCAGCUGUUGCAAGUCGGCCGGCGACCGAAAGGUAUGCCACCUGGGCCUGCGACGCUGCCAAUUGUAGGCAACCUGCACCAACUGCCCGCAAAGGAUCUACACGUCAAGCUUCGUGAAUGGGCCCAGGAAUACGGCGAAAUCUACUCGAUCAUGCUGGGAAACCAACGCAUGGUUGUGCUCAAUUCUCCCAGAGUGGUCAAGGACUUGAUCGACCAGCGUUCGAACAAUUACUCAUCCAGGCCCGAGAUGUAUGUCGGCCAGACGUUGAUCUCGGGCGGGUAUAGAUUGGUCCUGAUGCAGUACGACGAAGGGUGGCGGUUGGCUCGCAAGAUGAUCCACAAUUUGCUCAACAUCAAGACCGCCGUCGAGUACAUCCCCUAUCAGGAGCUGGAACUGCGUCAGAUGCUCGCCGAUAUGGUGAAGCGGCCGGACAAGUACCACGACCAUGUCAGACGGUACAGCACGUCGCUAGUGACGAGCAUCACGUUCGGAUGGAGAAGUUUGGCGUUCAAUGACCCAGAUGUCAAGGCGAUUUACGAGGGUUUCGAAGAGUUUGCAGUCGCAUCACAGGUUUCGGCUUCGAUGCUGGAUUAUUUCCCCAUUCUGCGGAACUUGCCCGACUUUAUGAACCCGAGCAAGAAAAGGGGCAAGGAAUUGCACAAAGAGGAAAUCGCCCUGUACAAGCAUUACAUGCUGAAAGUAAAAGAGCGAAAGGAGAAGGGCAUCAUCGCUAAGAACUUCUGCGACGAUAUGUUCAAGCAGCAAGAAAAGAUUGGCUUCUCGGAUGACUGGGCCAGUUAUGUCAGUGGGACACUGUUGGAGGCUGGUUCCGAUACGACGGCUUCGAUUUUCUUGUCGUUUGCGGUGGCAAUGAUCAAUUUCCCUGAGGUGCAGAAGAAAGCGCAGAGUGAAAUUGACCGAGUGAUUGGACCCGACCGCCUGCCAACGAUGGCCGACGAGAUGGAUCUCCAGUACAUUCGAGGUGUUGUGAAAGAGUCUCUGCGUUUCUUGCCCUCGAGUAUUCUCGGAAUCGUGCCUCACGCAACCACCAACGCCGAUACCUACAAAGAUUACCAUUUCCCUGCAAAGACCGGCAUGAUGAUUAACGUGUGGGCAUUGAACAAUGAUCCUGAACGAUACCCCAAUCCUCGCAACUUCGAUCCCGACAGAUACAAGGACGACCUCCUCCGAGCCCAGGAGAGCGCCAGCCUGAACGACCCGUACAAGCGAGAUCACUUCACUUUCGGCGCCGGCCGACGUGUAUGCCCCGGUCUCAACAUUGCCGAGCGGUCUUUAUUCUUGGGCAUUGCGUAUAUGCUGUGGGCGUUUUCCUUUGAGCAUGCCGUCGAUGACAAGGGCAACAAGAUUCCCGUCAGCACGGAGGCUGUCACGCAGGGUAUCGUGUGCCGCCCCAUGCCUUUUGAAUAUAAAAUGGUCGAGAGAGAUCCGCAGAGAACGGCCAAAGUUUUGAAAGCUUGGGACAGCGCCAAGGAGCUGCUCAGCAGAUAUCCCGAGGGGAUCAGGAGUACCCAGUAUGUGAAGGAUUGGAAGGAGUACACUGCCAAUGAGAAGUUUUAACUUCAGAGACGGCGAUUGGGCUGGCGGUGUGUCCAUGUCUAGAAGGUCACAGUGUAACUUGCAUACUUGGAGCAAUGGGAAUAGAACUGUCAACGAAAGAGAUGAGAAGAGGAAUUUUGCAGGUCUGUUGUGUCAUGAAUGAGCAUACGAGUCCGGGACGACUUGAGAAUCAGGAAAAAGAUGACAUGAAUCUUCAAGAAUGAAACGGCCAUCAUCCAUGUGUGCAAGACCGAUAUAGUCUCUGUGUACUUGCAUGUACUUUGGAGAUACAGUGUCC
Messenger RNA from Exophiala xenobiotica, 1954 nucleotides. RefSeq lists its product as uncharacterized. Gene Ontology annotation, molecular function: monooxygenase activity; oxidoreductase activity, acting on paired donors, with incorporation or reduction of molecular oxygen; iron ion binding. The transcript has 4 exons. The record is from RefSeq and is a predicted model, not a curated record. Lineage: Eukaryota; Fungi; Ascomycota; Eurotiomycetes; Chaetothyriales; Herpotrichiellaceae. Bases 40 to 1677 code for a protein of 545 amino acids.